UUGCUUGUUAGAAUGGUUUUUCUUACCGUGUACCACGACGAAAUAAUGAACCUUUGCUCCUCCGAUUGACUUAUGACAUGGCGCACAUGCAUCAGCAUAUAUAUGUGCAGAAGCGGCGCACAGACACAAAUCUCAGCCUAUCUCGCGAUAUGAUAUAAGGUACGAAGCAUCACUCAGGUCUGGCGUUCCCUCGCAAAUCGUCUCAUUCCCUCCUUCCGUCCUCCUUCCUCUUUCUUUCGUCUUACUGCCUUCACAUCUCCGUGGCUGAAGCUGCUCAAAUUUGUUGUAAUAUUGUAGACCGGCGACGAGGCAGCAAUGUCGAACUUAUCUUCUUCCUUUUCUGCUAGCUUCGGCUCGGUAUGGCCAGAGUCGACAGCUGGCUUUGUGUUGCCUACCGGUGUAUCUUUAACUCUCCUCGCGUUGCUCGUCAUUGUUGCCCAUUGGUUUCAGUCUCCUUCGAAAGUUAAGGAGCCUCUCCCUCCUGGCCCUCCUCGUCUUCCCGUCCUUGGCAAUAUUAUGCGUCUUGGUGAAAUCGCGAAGUUUCCGUGGCUAAAGUUCACCGAGUGGUCUCAGCAAUAUGGUAGGUGUUCUGGACACUCAACAGCAGGCUGAUAUUCAGCAAAAUGCUUUGUUAGGACCCAUUAUCUAUUUGAAUAUGGCCGGCCAAUCUAUUGUUGUCCUCAAUACAGCUCAAGCAGCAUUUGACUUAUUCGAUUCACGCGGGUCGAACUAUACCGACCGACCCAAGCUUAUCAUGGCAGCUGAAAUUCUGGCUGGAAACAUUCAUGUCGGUUUCGUUCCCCAUGGGCCGCUCUGGAGAAAGUUACGCAAAGCCGCCCACAUGGGUUUAAAUUUGCAUGCGGCCGAGGCGUAUUUCCCCAUACAAGAGCGAGAAGCUGCUUUACUUGUAAAGAGUGUACUCGAGGAUCCGUCAGAUUGGGAUAAUCACUGUCAGAAGUCCGCUGCUUCGACCAUUUUGAGCAUCGUGUACGGAACUGAACCUCUGAAGUCUCGUGAAGACCCGAUUGUCCUCCGCAUUAACCACUUCAUGGAAUGUAUGCUCAAAGCGGCUCUUCCUGGUAAUUACAUGGUCGACAUAUUCCCAAUCCUAAACAAGUUGCCGCCUUGGUUGGCAAAGUUUAAGCGGGAGGGUAUGGCUGCGCAUGCGGACUUUACUGCGAUGUUUUCCGAGUUCCUCCAAGGCGUAAAGAGCGACAAGUAUGACUCGUCCAAUCAGACGUUCAGCGCUACGAUCAUCAAGCAGCAAAAGGCGCUCGAGAUGUCUGAGAAGGAGACGGCUUGGUUGGCGGGUGCGAUGUUUGGUGCUGGCUCGGACACAACAGGGGCUGCAUUGGCAGUCUUCACACUGGCGAUGGUGCUUUAUCCGGACGUUAAGAGGAAGGCUCAAGCUGAGAUCGACGCCGUCAUUGGUCGCGAUCGUUUGCCUACGUUUGCCGAUCGUGACCAACUACCUUAUGUUCGUGCGGUCAUCAAGGAGACAUUACGAUGGAAGCCUAUUACACCCCUUGGCCUUGCUCGACGAGCUGUUGAAGAUGAUGUUUACCAGGGAUACCUGAUUCCUGCGGGAUCGAUCGUGAUGACCAAUGUUUGGGCUAUGAAUCACGAUACACGUAUCUAUGAGAACCCUACGGAGUUCAUCCCUGAGCGAUACCUCACCGAGGAUGGAGAUGAUUACAACCCUCAGUACACCCGUACUGGCACUCACGCAUAUGGUUUCGGUCGCCGAAUUUGUGCUGGUAUGAAUGUUGCCAACAAUUCUCUCUUCAUCGACAUUUCUCGACUUCUUUGGGCGUUUGACUUCGCACCUUCCAAGCGGACCGGGCCUCCAUCUCCUGAUGCUCAAGUUGACACGGGCGUCGUAGUGCGGCCGGCUCCUUUUGAAUGUGAGAUCACACCGCGGGCUAGCAACGUCUCGGCCAUACUGGAGAUGGCCAGUGAGAAUUAAGACGCUACUCCUCUGCAAGGGUGUUGGGCGUCCCAUUUCGUAAUGAAAGCUUGUGUCAGUGCCUAUUUGAAAUGUCACGUAUCUGUACCCUGUCCGUCGUAGAAUUGCAAUUCAUUUCAUUCUGUUCCUGCAGUGAUGGUAAUUCGGUACUGGAUACCCGCCGUGUACACAGUUCUCGAUGCCACUGCGAUCUCGCGUUUCGUGGUGAAGAUGCCAGAUAGAAUCGGGCCCAUCCUCAAAGCCCGAAUCCUGCAAGACUCUUGUCGAGUUCUAUCUUUGAACUCAGGGUUACUUGAUACGUA
Molecule: messenger RNA, 2268 nt
Organism: Somion occarium
Lineage: Eukaryota; Fungi; Basidiomycota; Agaricomycetes; Polyporales; Cerrenaceae
Source: the annotation of a GenBank genome assembly